UGUGUGUGUGCGUCAGUGACAGAUAAAGUACAGAGCGGACCUCUCUGUCAGAUCACAGCUUCUUCACUUGUAGAGCAGACCGAUUUCACCUGGAGGACUGAUCCCAGACAUGAGGCUCUGUGUCCGGGCUGCCGGAGCGUGGCGUCUCCUGCCUGUCCUGGUUCUUCUGACUGUCCUCCAUGUCAGAGCAGACCCGCAGCAACCCAAAGAGAGACACUAUUACAUCGCUGCUGUUGAGAUAGACUGGGGCUAUGCUGGCAAUGACACACACAGGUUUGGGCCCACCUAUAAGAAAGUGGUCUUUCGGGAGUAUGACGACAAGGACUUCAGACAGCCCAAGCCUCAUCCCUCCUGGUUGGGUCUGCUUGGACCCACACUGAGGGCUCAGGAGGGCGAGAAGAUUGUCGUCACUUUCAGAAACCUGGCCACAGCACCGCACAGCAUCCACCCACACGGCAUCGCCUACGGGAAACAGUCAGAGGGAGCCAACUACUUCGACAACACGUCCCAGAAAGAGAAAGAAGACGACGUUGUGCGGCCGAACAGUCAACACGUUUACUACUGGGAGGUGACGAAAGAGGUUUCUCCACAGCCAAGUGACCCUUCCUGUCUCACCUACACCUACAUCUCCCACAAAAAUGUUGUCGAGGACUACAACUCAGGCCUCAUUGGUGCUUUACUCAUCUGCAAGCCCGGCAGUCUGGAUGAGUCGGGGAAGCAGGUCGGCGUCUACCAUGAGUAUGUGUUCCUCUUUGGGGUUUUUGAUGAGAAUGAGAGCAAGUACAAACCAAAAGGCCAUGCUAACCAUGUGAAAUACACCAUCAAUGGAUACACAAUGGGAUCGCUACCUGAUGUCAGUAUGUGUGCCUACGCCUCUGUGAGCCUGCAUCUGGUGGGUAUGAGCUCAAAGCCCGAGGUGUUCUCGGUGCAUAUGAACGGGCAGGUGCUGCAGCAGACCGGCCACAAAGUGUCAUCAGUGGGCCUGAUCAGCGGCUCCUCGGCCACCGCCAGCAUGGUGGCUCUGCACACGGGCCGCUGGCUACUCUCCUCACACACCAUCAAGCACAUGGAAGCUGGCAUGCAUGGUUUCGUGGAUGUGAUAAAGUGUGACAACUUCCAAGCCCCCCAGCGAAGGAUGACCAUUGAGCAAAAACGCCACAGCAGGGAGUGGACGUACUACAUAGCUGCAGAAGAAAUCAUCUGGGACUAUGCACCCAAUAUGCCCGAACACAUCGAUGAGGACUUCACGUUGCAGUACCUGAGACAGUCACCAAAACGCAUAGGUGGGAAGUACAAGAAGGCAGUGUACACGCUGUUUAAUAAUGAGUCAUUCACUGAAAGGUUAGAGUCCAAGCAAAGGAAAAAUGAGCUUGGGAUCUUGGGCCCAGUGAUCAAAGCGCAAAUCCGAGAUGUCAUCAAGAUUGUUUUUAAGAACAUGGCCUCUAGGCCCUACAGCAUCUAUCCACAUGGGCUCACAAUAGAGAAGUCAGAUGAGGGAGUAAACUACCCAGCAGGAGGCAACCAGUCUCAUGGUGUUCAACCAGGUGAGACACACACCUACAUAUGGAGAGUGGUUGACGAGGACCAGCCUCUCGAAGGAGACUCUCGAUGUCUGACACGACUGUACCACAGUGCAGUGGACACACCGCGCGACAUCGCCUCAGGGCUGAUAGGGCAAAUCCUUAUCUGCAAGAGUCGGUCCCUCAAUAUCAGGGGGGUGCAGCUAAAAGCAGACAAGGAGCAGCAUGCUAUGUUGGCUGUAUUUGAUGAGAACAAGAGCUGGUACCUGGAUGAAAACAUUCGCCAAUAUUGUGAUCGAUCCAAAGUCAACAAGGCAGACCCGGACUUUUAUAAGUCCAAUGUCAUGCACUCAAUUAACGGUUAUGUGUUUGAGAGCGGCCCACUCUUGGGCUUCUGCAAUGGCGAGAUUGCAACAUGGCACGUGUCCAGCAUUGGAGCACAGGACUACAUCCAGACAGCAACUUUCUACGGCCAUACAUUUGAGGUGAAUGGGCGGACAGAGGACUUCCUCAGCCUCUACCCUAUGACUGGAGAGACCAUCACUAUGAACAUGGACAACGUUGGUGUCUGGCUCAUGGCUAGCCUAAAUUCCCAUGAGACAACCAAAGCAAUGCGCGUAAAGUUUCAGGAUGUUGAGUGCUUUCGUGACAACCUGUAUGAGUACAGUGACGAAUCAAUGGACUUUAAUGCAUGGAACCCUCUGAGCAAGGAUGAAAUAAAGAAGGACCAGGAGAAGCCCAAACCUGUGAAAGUAACACCAACGACGAAUGAGCCAGACAUUUACACAGACUUGUUUGCAGAUGAAUUAGGCCUUAGGUCUCUAAAGAACCAGUCAAGGGCCUCAAGUGUGGAGCAGCUGGACCUCUCUUUCCUCGACUAUGAUGCUGUUGAUGUGCCCGACAGAGAUACAAAUAUCACCCUUAAUUCCAAGGAGACGAAGAACAAAAGUGAGAUCUCUAUUCCAAAGCCAAAUGCACUAAAUGAGACAUUGAUUUCAAAUUUGGGAGGGGUGGAUGAACUGAACCUUACAGCGGUUAAUUUGCUGAACCAAAGCAUGAGCGAGAAUACCCAUAUGCAGAACAGUAGUGCGCCAUCAGCUUUUGACAAUUCAUUAGUAUAUAAAACAGAGAACACAACCCUGUUUUAUAGCCCAAAUAAAUUACUAAAGAAUGACAGCAUAACUACAGAUAGCAGUGCUUCUGUAUCAAAUCUCAUUAAUGUUUCAGUGUCUGGAAACACAACAGUUCACAAUGCUACGGUUUUAUCAAUGGUUCAAAAUGUAUCCGCAGAGAUUACCAAUCAUACUGCAGCAUUACAAGAAACUACCAAUCUUAGUGUAGCUUUAAGAGGAGAUUCAACGGACACUGAAAAAGUGCAUGUAACCCUGACUGGUGAUAACCAGACUUCCGUAGGCGUGGUCUUGGCAGAGGACUUUAAGGAGAGACUCACCAGAGGGGAUGUGUUUUCCUACUCUGUGCCUCUAUUUAAUUCCAGCCCAAACAAUCUCCACAGUACACCAGAGAGCAACGCCACCUCUCUGUCACACAGUUUAAAAAAGGAAGAUGAUAAUAACACAGCAGCUAAUCAUAUUAACGUGUCAGCAGACGGCACAAACUCUCCGUUGUCUAUUCCAAUGGCCCAUGUUGAAGAGGUUAACAUCAUUCGCAUAGAGAGAACCAACUUGACCAUCUCAGAGUUAGAGGUGGAGGCUACAGACAACACAACCAGUGACAAUGACUUCCUAAUUACCACAGCCAAGCCGUUUAUUUCUAUGGCCAAUGUAGAAGAAGUUAACAUCCUCAGCAUAGAAAAAAGCAACUUGACUAUCUUAGAUUUAGAAGUGGAGGCCACAGACAGCAAAGCCACCAAUAAUGAGUCCCUACUCACCACAGCAGAGCCAUCUAUUCCAAUAGCUGAUGUUGUAGACGUUAGCAUCAACAGCACAGAGAGAAGCAACUUGACUAUCUUAGAUUUAGAAGUGGAGGCCACAGACAACACAGCCAUUGAUAAUGACUCCCUAAUCACCACAGCGGAGCCAUCUAUUCCAAUGGCUGAUGUUGUAAAGGUUAGCAUCAGCAGCACAAAGAUAGGCAACUUGACCAUUUUAGAUUUAGAAGUAAAGGCCAAAGACAAAGAAACCAGUGACAAUGACUCCCUGAUCAUCGCAACUGAGCCGUCUGUUCCAAUUGCCGAUGUAGAAGAAGUUAACAUCCUCAUUAUAGAAAAAAGCAACUUGACCAUCUUAGAUUUAGAAGUGGAGGCAAAAGACAACACAACCAGUGAUAAUGACUCCCUAAUCACCACAUCACAGCCAUCUAUACCAAUGGCUGAUGUUGUAGAGGUUGGCCUCAGCAGCACAGAGAUAAGCAGCUUGACUAUCUUUGAGUUUGAGGUGGAUAGUAACAAUGACUCCCUGGUUAACACAGUAGAUCUGGAGUAUGGACUUCAAAUGAAUUCCUCUGAAAGUGUACCUAUUUCAGCCAAUUCCAGCCUUGAAGAUGUAACACACGUUUUGCUUGGAACUGGACCCUUACAGAAUAUGACAGAAAAAACAUUAAGAUCCAAUUUAUCAAAGGAGAUUAGUUCAGAGAUUUGGGAGAAUGUCACAGCACUUCCUGGUGAGUUGAACCACACAGCUUCUGCAGAACGUUUAUCCAAUGAGACAGAGCUGUACCUCUCGAGCGAUGCGGUGAGAAAAAACAAUUCUGGGGGGGCCUUAGACAGCAUUGAAGAAGUGCUAAUCUACCUCACAGAAAACAAAACGCACGUGAUGAAAACCACCAACGUUAAAAUGCAGGAGCACAACUGGACUUAUGAGGAAACUCCCCAAAUGGAAUCGGUGGAGAUCCCUGACUACAUGAUGAAAUAUUUCGGGAAAGAAAACCCUAAAACGACGCCAACUCCAAAAAAGACCAAGAAGGUGAACCUCCGACAGAGGCCUCAGAAGGGCCAAGGCAUGAAAACAAAGAGGAGGAAGGAAUACAAGCCUCAGGCCAUGAGUGGAUUACCAUUCUCCCCCAGGGGGUUCAAUCCAGGUAUGACCCCGCGUGGGGCACGACCACUUUUAUCACAGCCUCUCUCUGAUGAGGAGGAGCUCAUAAACAAGCCUGUGGUCAUCGGUGUGCCCAGGCCUGAUUUCAGUGACUACGAGCUGUAUGUUCCUGGAGACGACCCAGAUCAUCUAGGGUUGGAGGAAAAUGUAAAGGCAGAUGAAUAUGAGUAUGUGACAUACAAAGACCCCUACAAGGGUGAUGAAGACAUCAAGAAUCUUAACCUGGAUGACACAACCAAAUACUACUUAAAGUUAUCUGGCCCGAAUGUCAAGACUUAUUUCCUCGCUGCAGAGGAGGUUGAGUGGGACUAUGCUGGCUACGGACAGAGGAGGCAGGACGAAUCCCAACCAAACAGCAGAGAAACUAAGUUCACCAAGGUUGUUUUCCGAGGUUACAUGGACAGCAGCUUUAGCACACCUGACGUCCGUGGAGAGAUUGAUGAGCACCUCGGCAUCCUGGGACCUGUCAUCAAGGCCGAGGUUGGGCAAAGCAUCAUGGUGGUGUUCAGGAACAAAGCCAACCGUCCGUACUCCUUACAUCCAAACGGGGUUUCCUAUACCAAGCAGACAGAGGGUUUGUCCUAUGAAGAUGGCUCUAAGUACUGGUAUAAAUAUGACAACGAGGUUCAACCCAAUACCACCUUUACGUAUUUAUGGAAAGUCAAUUCUAUGGUUGGGCCAAUGCCAGACGAGUCUCACUGUCGGACCUGGGCCUACUAUUCAGGCGUUAAUCCUGAAAGAGACAUCCACUCUGGCUUGAUUGGGCCUUUGCUGGUGUGUCGAGAAGGAACCCUGAAUAGGGAGUCAACUGACAUGAGGGAGUUCACACUGCUUUUCAUGACCUUCGAUGAGUCGCAGAGCUGGUACUACAAGGAGAAUCACGAGACGAUGCAGAGGAAAAGCCGAAGGAGAUUUAUGGAUACCAACUCCAAUGAGAACCUCAAGUUCCACUCCAUUAAUGGUAUUACAUACAACCUGAAGGGCCUGAGGAUGUACACCAAGCAGCUGGUGUGCUGGUACCUGAUCAACAUGGGUUCUCCCAAAGACUUUCAGAGCGUCCACUUCCACGGACAGACGUUCCUCCACAAGAAGACCACCAGCUACAGACAGGCCGUCUACCCGCUGCUGCCUGGGAGCUUUGCUACUCUGGAGAUGUUUCCAUCCAAACCGGGCCUGUGGCAGCUGGAGACGGAAGUUGGUUUCAACCAACAGAAGGGCAUGCAGACCCUCUUUCUGGUUCUAGAUAAUGAGUGCUACCGUCCACUGGGUUUGGAAUCAGGCAGUGUGAAAGACAACCAGAUCACAGCGAUCAACACUAGAGGAAACUGGAAACCCCAUCUUGCCAGAUUGAACAAUCCGGGUAAAUUCAACGCAUGGAGUACAGAGCAGAACAAGAGCUGGAUUCAGGUGGACUUCCAACGGCCAGUUGUAAUCAGCCAGGUGGCCACGCAGGGAGCCAAGGAGAUGUUCCAUCCCCAAUAUGUGGUCAAGUACUCUAUCUCCUACAGCACCGACCGCCAGAAGUGGAUCUUCUAUAAGGGCGACAGCAGGGACCUCAGGAAGGUAUUCCCUGGGAACCAGGACGCCCACACAGAAAAGAAAAACAUCUUAUUUCCUCCUGUGGUUGGACGCUUUAUCAGGCUCCAUCCCAUCAACUGGUACGGCAAAGCCACAGUCCGCAUGGAGCUCUACGGCUGUGAGCUGGAUGGUUGCUCUGUGCCUCUGGGGAUGGAGAGCAGACUGAUAGAAGACCAUCAAAUCACAGCCAGCUCCACAGCUUCCAGCUGGUACUCUGGACCCUGGAAACCCUCUCUCGCACGCCUCAACACACAGGGAACCAUCAAUGCAUGGCAGGCUAAGCAUGGGGACAUGAACCAGUGGCUUCAGGUGGAGCUUCCCACAGUUAAGAAGAUCACAGGUAUCAUGACGCAAGGAGCCAAGUCUCUGGGGAAACAGAUGUACGUCAUGUCCUACGCUCUGCAGUACAGCAACAAUGGGAUCCACUGGAACCAGUACACAGAUGAUGAGAGCAUCCCUUUCAAGACUUUUUUGGGAAAUACCAGUAACAACGUCCACGUGAAAAACUACAUCUACCCUCCUAUUUUUUCCCGCUUCAUCCGAAUCAUCCCAAUGAGCUGGAUGAACUCCAUCACUAUGAGAAUAGAACUACUGGGCUGUGACUUUGAGUGAUACAUCCAUACAUUCCUUUCUUAGUCAUGUCAGACUCAUCAUAUGUGCUUUAUGUGCAAAGUGCUUUUAUUAUACAAAUAUAUGCCCAGUAAAAUUAGUUAUAAAACUCAGUGGUAAGCGCAGUACGCAUGAGUUAUCCCUUUUGUCAAUAGUUGUAUGUGUUUUUGAAAUACUUAAGCUGAUGUGUGACAUCAGAAAUGACUAUUAAUUAAUGUAAAUAUGUUAGUACAGAUAUAAUUUAUUUUUUAAUAAAAAAUAAUUACCAUUUUUACU
Molecule: messenger RNA, 7036 nt
Organism: Etheostoma spectabile (orangethroat darter)
Lineage: Eukaryota; Metazoa; Chordata; Actinopteri; Perciformes; Percidae
Gene: f5
Product: coagulation factor V
Exons: 25
Coding region: 110-6763 (2217 amino acids)
Cellular component (GO): plasma membrane
Molecular function (GO): signaling receptor activity; copper ion binding
Source: RefSeq, a predicted model, not a curated record